Molecule: messenger RNA, 4158 nt
Organism: Brienomyrus brachyistius
Lineage: Eukaryota; Metazoa; Chordata; Actinopteri; Osteoglossiformes; Mormyridae
Gene: gfpt1
Product: glutamine--fructose-6-phosphate transaminase 1
Exons: 19
Coding region: 223-2271 (682 amino acids)
Biological process (GO): UDP-N-acetylglucosamine metabolic process; fructose 6-phosphate metabolic process; protein N-linked glycosylation
Molecular function (GO): carbohydrate derivative binding; L-glutamine:D-fructose-6-phosphate transaminase (isomerizing) activity
Source: RefSeq, a predicted model, not a curated record
CCGGGUCACCGGCGUCUAAUACGGAUGUGUGUAUCCUGCUGCCACGUCUGAAUUGCCGUCGUCGACAGGUAGUGGCCAGAAUGACAACCUCCGCGCCAAUCGGAAGGCCUCGUUUAAGGCGCGCCCUGGCUACUGUCCAAUAGAAGUUUAGAGGGCGGGUCUAGUAUACUAUAGUCAUUCCGAAAAGGAACUAGAUUUUUAGUUGGAGACUGGGACGUAGUCAUGUGUGGAAUCUUCGCUUACCUGAACUACCACGUGCCGCGGACGCGCCGCGAGAUCCUGGAGAUCCUCAUCAAGGGCCUCCAGCGCCUGGAAUACCGAGGAUAUGACUCUGCAGGUGUCGGUAUCGAUGGGGGGAACAGCAAAGAAUGGGAGACAAAUUCCAAGGCUAUCCACCUGAUUAAGCAGCGUGGGAAAGUGAAGGCCCUGGGUGAGGAGAUCCACAAACAGCAGGACCUCGACCUGGACGUGGAGUUUGACGUCCACCUGGGCAUCGCCCACACCCGCUGGGCCACCCAUGGCGUCCCCAGCCCCGUUAACAGCCAUCCCCAUAGAUCCGACAAGGGAAAUGAGUUCAUUGUGAUUCACAAUGGAAUCAUCACCAACUAUAAAGACCUGAGGAAGUUCUUGGAGAGCAAAGGCUAUGAAUUCGAGUCGGAGACCGACACGGAGACCAUUGCCAAGCUCGUGAAGUACAUGUACGACAACCGCGAGAGCGAUGACAUCAGCUUUGCCACCUUGGUGGAGAGGGUCACCCAGCAACUGGAAGGAGCCUUUGCCCUGGUGUUCAAAAGUAUCCAUUACCCUGGUGAGGCAGUUGGGGCCAGGAGGGGGGGUCCCUUGCUCAUCGGCGUGCGUAGCGAUCACAAGCUGUCCACAGACCACAUUCCCAUCCUCUACUGCUCCUCUGGUAAGGAGAAGAAGAGCUGCUCCACCUUGCCCAGAAUGGACCAGGACACCUGCCUCUUCCCCGUUGACGAGAAGGCUGUUGAGUACUACUUUGCUUCUGACGCCAGUGCCGUGAUCGAGCACACCAACCGCGUCAUCUUCCUGGAGGACGACGACGUGGCCGCGGUGUCGGAUGGACGCCUGUCCAUUCACCGCAUGAAGCGCACGGCCGGGGACCACCCUGCGCGGGCCAUCCAGACCCUGCAGAUGGAGCUGCAGCAGAUCAUGAAGGGAAACUACAGCUCCUUUAUGCAGAAGGAGAUCUUCGAACAGCCAGAGUCUGUCGUCAACACCAUGAGGGGGAGGGUCAACUUCGACGACAACAGCGUGACCCUGGGCGGCCUGAAGGACCACAUCAAGGAGAUCCAGCGAUGCCGACGGCUAAUCCUCAUCGCCUGCGGGACGAGCUACCAUGCAGGUGUAGCGACCCGACAGGUGCUGGAGGAGCUGACGGAGCUGCCCGUCAUGGUGGAGCUGGCCAGCGACUUCCUGGAUAGGAACACGCCCGUCUUCCGCGAUGAUGUGUGCUUUUUCAUCAGCCAGUCGGGCGAGACUGCGGACAGUCUCCUGGCUCUGCACUAUUGCAAAGAGAGGGGGGCGCUCACCGUGGGCAUCACCAACACUGUGGGCAGCUCCAUCUCCCGGGAGACUGACUGCGGGGUGCACAUCAACGCCGGGCCUGAGAUCGGCGUGGCCAGCACCAAGGCAUACAGCAGCCAGUUUGUGGCCCUGAUCAUGUUCGCUCUGCUGAUGUGUGCUGACCGGAUCUCCAUGCAGCCACGGCGCCGUGAGAUCAUCCAGGGCCUGCGCAUGCUGCCCGAACUGAUCAAGGAGGUGCUGAGCCUGGAUGACGAGAUCCAACGGUUGGCCACGGAGCUCUAUCAGCAGAAGAGCGUGCUGAUCAUGGGCCGCGGCUACCACUAUGCCACCUGCCUGGAGGGGGCGCUGAAAAUCAAGGAGAUCACGUACAUGCACUCGGAGGGCAUCCUGGCCGGGGAACUGAAGCACGGUCCGCUGGCGCUUGUGGACAAACUGAUGCCGGUCAUCAUGAUCAUUAUGCGAGACCACACCUACUCCAAGUGCCAGAACGCCUUCCAGCAGGUGGUGGCCCGCCAGGGGCGGCCCAUCGUCAUCUGUGACAAGGACGACUACGAGACCAUCAACAACUCGAGCCGCACCAUCAAGGUGCCUCACUGCGUGGACUGCCUGCAGGGCAUCCUCAGCGUCAUUCCGCUGCAGCUGCUCUCCUUCCACCUCGCUGUGCUCAGGGGCUACGACGUGGACUGUCCCCGGAACCUGGCCAAGUCCGUGACGGUGGAGUAAGAUGGCGUCUCGGCCCCGUGCUGCCCCCCCCCCCCCCCCCCCCCGCUGACUUUUUCACGACUCUGUUUGAGCCGGCCGCACAAGCCGGUCACGCAGAGCAGAAGAAAUCAACAGCAACAACAGUUUAAGACCCUUUCCUUCUUUUAUACACAUUGUGUAUCAUGGCCACUUUUAAUGAAAUGUACUUCAUGAACUUCCUUUCCUUCCAAAUCAUGUACGUGGCUGCUUCUUAUGGCCAUGGUGACGGGUGGCAGGGUGUGACCUGGUGAUAUGGCAGGCCUUUUCGAAGGCACACUAAGCUUCCUGCUGUGGGCUACAUGAGCUACGAGCUGCUAAUAGUGUGUGUGCAUGUCUCACGUUAGUGAAUCUUGAGCCGGUGGUGAAUAGGUGGGUCCUGCUUUUUGCCAAAGCUUUUUGUUGUUUGAAGAGUCCGAACCGCAACGUGCUGAGCAGUUAUCUUCGCAGGUGACGAUUGGCGCCUCUUUAGGGUAACCAUCCAGCCUGAGAUGCUGUUGGGAAAUUGCGGGGUUGAUCUGACCAGCUUCGGAAAUGAAAUUUCCCGUUGUCGUGCUUUCUGUGCUGCAUCCUCUCAGGUUCGAGCGCAUUCCGAAGUGCUGUUAUCUGGUUUUUGUGUGUUGCCUUGAAAUAGGUGUUUGUGUCUUUCCUGUGGCUACAGCUACCCACCCCAAGCAUAUACUGUACACUGCUAUCAGAAUUGCACUGUUAAGGAUGAGUGAAGGUGAAUAUAAUGUCAGCACUGCUGAAUGGAGACCUUCCUGGUUACUUUGUUUUAUUUGCUAGACUCUGAUAUCUCACUGCUCCUUAAGUGGCUGUUUACAGAUAUGAGCCUGCAAAAUAAUGGUCAAGUUUUCGCUACGCACGUCCGUUUAUUGGAGCCACAUCGCAAUAUAAAAGCUGCGCUGUUGUGAGACGGUGCUCUCGAUUUCUAAGGCUUAAAGCUCCCAUGAAAAGUUACACAGGGAAGAACUGACACAGAGAAGUGUUUGUUUGUGUGCUUUUAAGUAGAUAUCUCUGCUUUUGUGAGCUUAUCUGAAUUACGGGCCUUUUAAGUCCUAUUGCUAGAAGAGUCUGACCCGCCAGUUUCUUGACACGAGGUGUAGUUUGCACAGCUGGUAGUUUGACCAGCAUCGAUCUGUGAUGCUUUUCUCGUGUGUUCAAAAGAGUGUAGUUCCAUUUAGAAGGAAAGUAAGCUCAUCUGAGACAGCUUGGCGUGAACUGGCUGGGGCCUGUUCGCAUAGACUCUGUGAUCCUUUGAAAUUUUUGGUUGAAUGUUACUUGCCGUAAUGAUCCUUAAUUUUGUCGUUUUGUUGAGGAGGUCCGCUUGUGAGGACCGGGGGUUUACAGGAGAACUGGAAGUAAAGGCAGGCAAACCCAAGUGGAAAUGAAGUAUCUGUUACUAAGAAGCCCACAGCAGGUAGCCAGGCCAAACACCGUCACCUUGCCAUCUUUGGUUGUAAUCGUGGGACCAUCAUGUUUCUCUCUACUUUUCAUGCCUUCUGUUUUGUUUUUGUUUUUGUUUUGUGUGUAGGAUAGGUUUGCUGGGAAGUGGGUGUCGUAGUGACAGUACUCCUCCCCCUCUCUAAUCUGUUCGCAAGAUCAUUGAAUUUGCCCCCAGGCUCAGUUGCUUUGUGUGAGAAAGGUGGUUGCAAAAACCAAAAAUGGGAGAACAUGUAUGUGUAUCCCAUACACUUCUCUGGUGGGCGAUUUAAAAGCAUUGUGGCCAAAGGAGUACAAAGAAAAGCCCUCUGUGAAAUGAUGCAUUGACUCAUGACUGCAUCUCAACCUGAGACUGGCUUCUCUGGGGGAAAUUGACCAGCUUACUUCAUAUAUGAGGAAAAAUGAGACAUUAAAAAUAUAUCAUCUUGA